AUGCUCGACCAGUACACGUAUGUUUUCGCGAUUGGCACCUUCUUUGCCCUGCUAGAUGCUUAUAACAAUGGUGCCAACGAUGUUGCAAACGCCUGGGCUACCAGUGUUUCCUCCCGCUCAGUAUCCUACAGACAAGCCAUGAUCUUGGGCACAAUCUUCGAGAUGCUUGGUGCCAUCACCGUUGGAGCGAGAACCGCAGAGACGAUCAAGAAUGGAAUCAUACCCUCAUCUGCUUUCAGGGGUGAUGCUGGUGUUCAGAUGCUCGCUUUCACCUGCGCUCUAGCUGCUGCCUCUUCUUGGGUCAUGUGGUGUACUCGUCACUCGGCUCAUGUUUCUUCCACCUACUCGCUCGUCUCUGCCGUCGCUGGUGUUGGUGUUGCUACCGUCGGCGCAUCUCAAGUACAAUGGGGCUGGAACAACGGCAAAGGCCUUGGUGCCAUCUUCGCUGGUCUUGGAAUGGCUCCUGCAAUUGCUGCAGGAUUUGGUGCAACCAUCUUUAUGCUCAUUAAGAUGACCGUACACGUCCGCAAGAACCCUGUUCCCUGGGCUGUCUACAGCUCGCCCUUCUUCUUCCUUAUCGCCGGUACCAUCUGCACCCUCUCGAUUGUCUACAAGGGUUCCCCCAAUCUCGGUCUCAAGAACAAGCCCGUCUGGUACAUCGUUUCUGUCACCAUGGGAUGUGGUUGGGGACUCGCCCUCUUGGCCGCUCUCUUCUUCGUGCCCUACGUUCGUGCCAGAGUCAUCAAGAAGGAUGCUUCCGUCAAGGGCUGGAUGUUCAUCUAUGGCCCCGCACUCCUCAACCGCCCUGUUCACGAGUCCGCUGAGAAGGCUAGUGUUCCUGACUACGCCGUCGUUCAGGAUGAAGAGGAAGAUGACAAGAAGUCUGAAUAUUCUCAAUCCGACAACGGCAUGAUGAGCAAGAACCCCGAGACCACCGAAAAAGCCAUGUCCAGCCCCAACAGCCCUCAAAUUCUUGCCGCCUCCCCUGAACUCAGCUACCAAGAACUUCAAGCUCAGAGCGACUACAAGCUCAAGCAACGUCUUCUCAAGAAGCGUGGACCUAUGGGCUGGGCUAUGCGCACUCUUGAAAACAACCCCAUGGGCGCUGGACAGAUCUACGAGAUUCACAAUAUGAAGACUUUCUUCAGACGUCUUCCUGCCAUGAUCACUGUCGGUCUUCUUUACGGCUUCCACUACGACAUUCACGCUGCUCAGUCUGGUAUCUCGGGCACCCCUGAAGGCUUGAGAAUGCAACGCGUCUACGCUGCCGCGGAGAAGUACCCCAACGAGGUCGAACACACGUACUCUUUCGUCCAGGUUCUCACUGCCUGCACUGCCUCUUUCGCUCACGGUGCCAACGACAUUGGCAACUCUGUCGGUCCCUGGGCUGUCAUCUACUCUGCUUGGUCAACCGGUGAUGCUGCCAAGUCUAAGGCCACUGUUCCUGUCUGGCAACUCGCUGUUCUGUCUGCUACCAUCUCUCUCGGCCUCAUCACAUACGGCUACAACAUCAUGAAGGUCAUGGGUAACAAAAUCACCUACCACUCUCCCUCCAGAGGUUGCUCCAUGGAAAUGGGUGCCGCAAUUACCGUGCUCAUAUUCUCGCAAUACUCUCUGCCAGUCUCGACAUCAAUGUGCAUCACUGGCGCCACCGUCGGCGUUGGUCUCUGCAAUGGAACCUUCAAGGCCGUCAACUUCCAACGUGUUGGUCUGCUUGUCUUUUCUUGGAUCAUGACAAUUCCUGUCGCCGGUACGCUUGGUGGUGUGUUGAUGGGUUUGUUCUUGAACGCUCCUCACUUUGGCAGUUAGACUGUCGAAUGGGACUUUUUUCAUGCCUGGG
Aureobasidium pullulans EXF-150 is the source of this 1840-nucleotide messenger RNA. RefSeq names its product sodium/phosphate symporter. The record is from RefSeq and is a predicted model, not a curated record. Gene Ontology annotation, cellular component: membrane. Gene Ontology annotation, biological process: phosphate ion transmembrane transport. NCBI's taxonomy places the organism in Eukaryota, Fungi, Ascomycota, Dothideomycetes, Dothideales, Saccotheciaceae. Bases 1 to 1809 code for a protein of 602 amino acids. The transcript has 3 exons.